Messenger RNA from Diaporthe amygdali, 555 nucleotides. RefSeq lists its product as uncharacterized. The record is from RefSeq and is a predicted model, not a curated record. Lineage: Eukaryota; Fungi; Ascomycota; Sordariomycetes; Diaporthales; Diaporthaceae. The transcript has 5 exons. Bases 1 to 555 code for a protein of 184 amino acids.
AUGCAGACCAACACAUUCUUUUCAGCCGCGCUAGCUGCGCUGUCAAUCUCCCUGUCCAAUGCCCUGCCUACAAUCCAAGAAAACUCUCUUGUCCCACUCGGAGAUCCCCUCAAGACGAACCAUCCAGAGGCUUACAGCGCGUUCUUGACGGCUCCGCUGAUCACCUUCGACACAGCUGUAAGCAGGCGCCAGGAUGUUCCUGCUGAUUCGACGCCCGACCCUAAUCGUCCCGUUGUCACGCCUCCUUACAUCUUCGUCCUUCAAUGUGACAUAGCUGGUUUCCGUGGGAACUGUCUGUCUUUCGGGGCACCGCCGGGAGAGUGCGUCAACUACAGCAGCUUCAACGGCACCCAAGCAUUUCUCGACGAGUAUGAGAACAAGACUUCCUCGCUAAGCACAAAUACUGGUGGCAACUGCCAGUUUUACAAGUUCAUUGACUGCAAUAACAAGGGCGACGACCGAGGUGUCACGUUGGAUUACAACUACGAUCUCUCAGUGGUGACUGAUGAUUACGGCGGUGAUUACGACAACCAGAUUAGUUCCUGGAGAUGCUGA